Molecule: messenger RNA, 876 nt
Organism: Mangifera indica (mango)
Lineage: Eukaryota; Viridiplantae; Streptophyta; Magnoliopsida; Sapindales; Anacardiaceae
Exons: 4
Coding region: 21-560 (179 amino acids)
Source: RefSeq, a predicted model, not a curated record
UGUUCUACUUGGUUAUAACCAUGACUUUAAAAUUGGUGUUGAUGGAGCCAUUCCCUCUCUAUUUUGGCCAUUAUUCUACGCCCAACAAACUCUUAUCAAUCUGCCAUAACCAUCAUGUCUUUAACAAAUAUCAAAUCCAUUACUGCCACCUAAAAAAUCCCAGAAGGAGGAAGCCAUUCUUGUUGAACAUAAAUGGCGAUAAAAGGAGAUUAUCAUCAAUAACAGCUGCUUCAACAGCAGGAGGAGGAGGAGGAGGAGGAGGAGGAGGAGUUCCACUUCCACCACUGGAUUUGACAGAAGAUAACGUUAGACUAGUCAUGGCCGAAGCUCGCGUUGAGCUCGCACAGCUCUUUGACACUUCUGUUGGCAUAACAGGAGUGGCUGAACUAGCUGAAUUGGAUGGACCAUUUGUGAAGAUUAGUCUGAGGGGUCGGUUUUGGCACCAACGUUCCACUGUUGUUGCCAGACUUGGCAAUUAUUUGAAGCAGAGAAUUCCAGAAAUCUUGGAGGUAGACAUUGAAGAUGAGAAACAACUGGAUGACAGUCCAGAAAACUUUUAAGGACUCGGUGCUAAUUUCUUUACAUGUUUGACACUUCCACCACCUGCAUUUUAGUCCUCUUCGGAAAUUCAACUUUUACAGUUGAUCCCAAUGUCAUUCAGAUUUCAUCCCUGAAGGUGCUUCAACAAAGCCUUUUAAGUACAUGAACGAAGUGUAGAAUUGUCAUCUACCGGCCAGUAUUGUUCAGGCAAUGCUGACGAUUUUCCAGGAAUGUUUCUAAUUUUUCUAUCAGUUGAAAAGGAAAAUAAAUCAUUAUGUAAUACAGUUGGAUCUUUCUUGAUAGAGCAUCAUGGAAAUGAUUCCUUUUACAUCAAAA